ACGGAAAUGGACCCUGAGCGGUCCAUAAAUCAAAACGCGCACAGCGCGUUUUGUUAUAUUACCGUUGCAAACAUGGAAAGACCGAAAUACCCACACAUCUCUCAUCUCUGUGCGCGCUGUGCCCUCAUCUCUCAUCUCUGCUCUCCCUUCGCAUUUGACGCCUCCAUCUGUUCUCUCUGCCUUGCUCUGCCUUCGUACCAAAAACACUGAUCUGCUACCAAAAACCAGAUGGGUAAAAACACAACUUCCAACCCCGAGGCAAAAAAGGCUAGAGCAUUAUGGGAUAAUAAUUCAAGCUGGACCACUACUUUUUGUAAUCUUUGUGUGGAACAGAUUCAACUUGGGAAUAGGAAUAAAGGUGUUGCCUUUAAGACCAUAGGUUGGACCAAUAUAGUGACCAAAUUUUGUGAUGAAACCGGUCAAAAUUAUGAUAGGGAGCAAUUAAAAAGUAGGUGGGAUGUGUUAAAAGGUGAUUGGAGAUUGUGGGAAAAAUUGAGGAUGCAUGACACAGGUUUAGGUUGGGAUACAGCGAAGGGAACAAUUCUUGCUCCUGAUGAUUGGUGGGACCGAAAGUUGAAGGAAUUACCCAAAGCUAAAAAAUUUCGAGAGAAAGGUCUACAGAAUCUAGAACAACUUGAUAUAAUGUUUAGGGAUGUUGCAGCAACUGGAGAAGCUGCAUGGACCCCUUCUUCAAAUACACUCCCUCCAACAAUGCCACAAGAGGGUGCUGGUGAUUCGGAUGGUAGCUCCGAAUUUAAGGAUAAUCAAUGUGACAUGAGUUUAGACAUUGAUAGUUUGCAACAAGAACAUACUAGUCAAUCACGUAGUUCAGGACUUAAGCGAACUAGUGAAUCAAUACCCUCACAGAAAAAAAAGAAGAAGAUAGGAGGAGCUGUAAUGUUGGACAAUCGUAUUAGUGAAUUAAUAACUGUAUGUAAGAAUAAGUCUGAAGGUACUUCUCGAGAGUCACCAAGUUCAGUUGAUAAUGUCAUGGCGAUUGUGAGAGCACUUCCUGGAGUGGAUAGUAGUGAUAGUGAUGAUGACAGUGACAGUGAUUCUGAUGAUGAUGAUAGUAACGACGAUUCUGAUGAGUUUUACCAGCUUGUGGUAGUUACCUGUGAAGCAGUUGUGACAUAUUUCAAUAAGUACAUUAAUAAGACUCCUUGUUAUGAUUCUGAACAAACAGGGUGGGUUUGGGUGAGACGUUGUAUGGAAGGUAAUGAGAAAUUGUGUUACAACAUGUUUAGAAUGAAAAAGGAGGUGUUUCUUAAUUUGUGUCAAGUUUUAGAACGUGACUUUGGACUUCAACAUUCAAGGAAUAUAAGAUUAGAAGAGUCAGUGGCAAUCUGUUUAAUGAUACUUGGUCAUGGAACAUGUAACCGAAUGGUUCAAGAAAUAUUUCAACAUUCGGGUGAAACCAUAAGUAGACAUUUUGAGAAGAUGAUCACUCUGUUGGGUGCUCGCUUUGCAGCUGCAUAUGUAAAGCCUUCGGAUCCAACUUUUAGUGAAGUUCCAACCAAAAUACAAGACCAUCCAAUUUAUUGGCCACAUUUCAAAGAUUGCAUCGGUGCGAUUGAUGGCACACAUGUGACAGCGGUUGUACCUACUGAGAAGUCCAUUCCAUACUUUGGAAGAAAGGGAUAUCCAACCCAAAAUGUGAUGGCUGCAUGUGAUUUUGAUAUGUUAUUCACAUUUGUUUUGCCUGGAUGGGAAGGUGCAGCACACGACACUCACAUUUUUCUUGAUACUAUUCGUAAACAGAGUAACAACUUUCCGCAUCCACCACCAGGGAAAUAUUAUGUAGUUGAUUCUGGAUACCCAAUGAUGAAAGGUUAUUUGGCACCAUACAAAGGGAUAUCAUACCAUCUUCAAGACUUUCGAAGGAGAGGUGGAAGCCCUAGAACUAGACAUGAAAAAUUUAAUCAUGCUCACUCAUCUCUUCGAUGUACGAUUGAGCGCACUUUUGGUGUGUGGAAGAAUAAAUGGAGAAUUAUCAGAAACAUGCCAUCUUUUCCAUUCCAUAUCCAAAUACUUAUUGUAUCUGCUACUAUGGCUCUUCAUAAUUUUGUUAGACUAAAUGAUAGGGAUGAUAGGGGCUUCAUAAAUGCCAAUCGAGAUUCAAUUUCUAGAAGAGAAAAUAAUAGUGAAGCAGAUAGCAGUUAUGAGCAGAAUUUAGGAUCUUUAACAAACCCUGCAAUGGUGGUUCUUCGUGAUUCCAUUGCUAAUUCCAUUUGGGGGGAUAAUAAUUAG
Quercus lobata is the source of this 2250-nucleotide messenger RNA. RefSeq lists its product as uncharacterized. Bases 229 to 2250 code for a protein of 673 amino acids. The record is from RefSeq and is a predicted model, not a curated record. The transcript has 7 exons. NCBI's taxonomy places the organism in Eukaryota, Viridiplantae, Streptophyta, Magnoliopsida, Fagales, Fagaceae.